AUGUUUGUCUACCUCAGGCACGGAGCAUCAUUUUAUCAUCUCUCCCUUUCAGACAAUGAGCAGUUCCUUGUCAACACAAACUGCCCUGUCAUCCUUCUGCUGGAGCACAUCAAAGCCAAACUGGAGCUGUCCAAGACCGAUCUGGUGGAUCUUUGCGAUGAGGGCGGGGCUCUGAAGCUCCUCUUCCUGUCUCGACGGCUGGAGGACUGCGCCCGCCCGCAGCUGCCCCCCCGCUGCUCCUUCACCGUGUGCUCCGUCAACCGGAGAGCGAUGGACGGUGCAUAUGUCUCUAUCUCUCCUCUCCUGGCCAACCCUGACCCUGCGCUGCUGGAGACUCUGCAGACUCAGACAGACAGUCUGGAGAAGGCUCGACUGAUUCAGCUCCGCUCCCAGGAAGUUGACCGGGUCCUGAAAACUGUUAAGGUGCAGUCGAUGAAUGUGCUUGUGUGUGUUUCUUCAUGCAUGUGUGUGUGUGUGUGUGUGUGUGUCUUCAUGCAUGUGUGUGUGUGUGUGUGUGUUUAUGCAUGUGUGUGUGUGUGUGUGUCUUCAUGCAUGUGUGUGUGUGUGUGUGUGUGUUUUCAUGCAUGUGUGUGUGAGCAAGAGACGUGA
Molecule: messenger RNA, 609 nt
Organism: Anguilla rostrata (American eel)
Lineage: Eukaryota; Metazoa; Chordata; Actinopteri; Anguilliformes; Anguillidae
Gene: c3hxorf65
Product: chromosome 3 CXorf65 homolog
Exons: 6
Coding region: 1-609 (202 amino acids)
Source: RefSeq, a predicted model, not a curated record